AGACACAGGUAGCGGGAGAAACGGCGGCAGUGAAGGGAGGAGGAGAGAUGAAAAAAGGAGGGAGAGAAGAAAAAACAGAAGGGAGAGAUGGACGUGUCCUGGUGAGAAAGUGCACAAUUUGUAUCCCAUAAAACCGAAACAAAUCUAUGUUUUCUACUCAUGACAGGACUCAGGAACGUGGACAAUGCCGGAUAGAGGGAGGUGAAGUUCGGAUUUAUUUUCUUUCUGUCUUUUUGUCAAGCGGAAUUUUGCUACUUCUUUCAUUUUGGGGUGUAUUCAUAGUCAGAGAAAGCUGUGGAAAUCCUGUAUAUCUUAAGUGAAAUUCUUCAGUUGCUGGCUAAAGUUUUACCUUCCCCCAUCGAGCAACAGGCUGUUCUGUGAUUCUAAUCUGUCAAGUUGGCCAUAGGGGCGGGAGGAAUGAGUCCGUCUGGACUUCAUGCAAGCAAGCUUUCUUUUUUCUGGUCUUUUUUAAAAACAUGAAGACACAAUGCUGUCCAACCCGUACUCCCGGAUGCGUACUCGGAGGAUUUCUAAAAUAAACGUUCGAUGUUAAGUGGAGAAACAGGAGCGCAUCCGUGAACUGGAGCCUACGCUUUGAGCAUGAAGACUUGGUGUAGCGCUGUUGCUCUACUGGGCUGGGUACUUGUGGUGCUUGAUGCCCAGUAUGUCUGCUGGCAAGCCCUGCUUAGAUGUCAACAGGAAAAAGACUGUGAAUUAGCCUAUAACCAGUAUCUGGUUGCAUGCGAAGAUAAUAUCAGAGGGAGCAGGCGACAGUGCCCCAGCCAUUGCAUCAGCGCCUUGGUGAAACUGAACCAGACCCGCAAUGGACCGGACCUAGAGACAUGUGACUGCGCACAGGAUUCACAGUGUAGGAGGGCGAAACGGGCGAUCGAACCAUGCCUUCCUCGCAGGCAUCCAGGGGACGCAGCUGGCAUAGGGUGCACAGAGGCCCGCCAGCGCUGUGAGGACGACCCAGGCUGCCACUCCACUCUGACAGCCUACCUGUCCAACUGUGGACAGCUUUUCAAUGGCAGGAAAUGCACUGCGACGUGCAAGACUACAAUUCAGCAGAUGCUGUUCAUCCCCAAUGGUAUGCUGCUGAACCGCUGCGUAUGCGACGGCAUGGAGCGACCCUUUUGCGAAGUGGUGAAGGAGAACAUGGGGAAACUAUGCUCAAUCGGGGAUCACGGGGUCUCUACGGCCUAUGCGGACAUGGACGACAUGUAUGAGGAUGAGGACUACGAAAUGAAACCCGAUGGAGAAGACUUGCACCCGGACUUAGGAGUAUUUUCCUCCAGCCCGUCCAAGUUAUCUGCUCAUGCUGCCUUGUUGACUGGUUUGUUGCUGUUGAUAUGGUGUUGGACUAGAACUUUAUAGGGGCUAUAAUAUACGCUUGUGCAGCACUGCUCAUACACCUAACUGGCCCUGGGAGACAAUGAUGGACUAGUGGAAAUGUAAUUCCAAGAGCAUAGGGAUAGAUGUACAGCGAAGCGACAAGACUUUCGAUAAUAUUGCGGAGAAUGCAAUUGCUUUUUAAUGAAAUGAUAGGCAUGUUAGCCUAUUGGACUGAUGUGCCUUUUGGUUUAUUUGAUCCGUGACUCAAAACGAAAAGGCUGUUGUAUUCACUUAUGAUCAACUCCAAAUCACACUCGGAAUGUCCUCAUGCGCCGAGGAAACGGGUUGUUAAGUCUGCUAUAAUGGUACUUAUGCUGCAACAAAACGCUUGAGGGGCUGAUUAUUUGAUGGGAAGUGAACCAAACAUAUAUGUUUAUUGCGAAACGGAAAACAUGGAUUCGUUGACUUUUCUCCGUCUCUCCCUCUUUCCUUUCCUCUUUGUUUUGUGUCGGUGGUCCUUGAAGUGUGUGGCUUUAUUAAGACUUUAGAUAAACAUUAGAGCGUUUUCAUUUGUGUUUACUCUCCCUUCUGCACUCCAGCGCUUGGGCAUUGAAGCCAUCACACUUCAAAUAUUUGUGGUGAACCACGAGAGAACAGGCGAGGUUCUGGGAUCAAGUAGUUAAAUUAACUGAAGUGCCUCUCCGACAGCCCCCACCCAUCUCACUCUCAGUCUCUCCUUGUUUUAUUUACCAUUGACCCCCCUUGCACACAGACACGC
Conger conger (European conger) is the source of this 2113-nucleotide messenger RNA. Its product is annotated as growth arrest-specific protein 1. The record is from RefSeq and is a predicted model, not a curated record. Gene Ontology annotation, biological process: regulation of cell cycle. Lineage: Eukaryota; Metazoa; Chordata; Actinopteri; Anguilliformes; Congridae. The transcript has a single exon. Bases 601 to 1377 code for a protein of 258 amino acids.